CAUGGAGGUGUAAAUCAAUUGGGAGGAGUCUUCGUCAAUGGAAGACCGCUGCCGGAUGUAGUCAGGCAGAGGAUUGUGGAACUCGCCCACAGCGGUGUUAGACCGUGUGACAUUUCCAGACAACUCAGGGUAUCUCAUGGCUGUGUAUCCAAGAUACUGUCAAGGUAUUACGAAACUGGGAGCUUCAAGGCAGGUGUGAUAGGCGGCUCAAAGCCAAAGGUCGCGACUCCGCCGGUCGUCGACGCAAUCGCCAAUUACAAGAGGGACAAUCCGACUAUGUUUGCCUGGGAGAUUCGGGAUAGAUUGCUAGCGGAAGGAAUUUGCACGCAGGACAACGUGCCAUCGGUGUCUUCGAUCAAUCGG
This is a messenger RNA of Cotesia congregata, 363 nucleotides long. Lineage: Eukaryota; Metazoa; Arthropoda; Insecta; Hymenoptera; Braconidae. The record is from the annotation of a GenBank genome assembly.